AUGACCCAGACCCACUCCAAGAGGCUGAGACAAGAAGAGGAUAUCGGGAAACUCGUUCCAAGUAGAAUGCCCUCAAGCGGUCAGUGGGUGGAGUCCGCUGCAAGGAUGUUCGACCAGCUGGAACAUAGUCCAACACAAGAGUCAGACAAGGGUAGAAUGAAAGCCAAUCCUAUAUCUGUCCGACCACUUGUCGCCUUCUGCGUCUGGCAGACUACUAUUAACGAAAUCCCCAACGGGAGAGAUAUAGCUCGUGUAGUGUAUGCAUGUGUCAUUCAUUUCCUCAUGUCGUACUUUUCGACUCUUCACCCGUGCAAGGGGAGGAACAGGCAACAGGCGCAUCAAGCACAUGAACAAGCAUCAACCGAUCCAAGAUUCAAGCCGGUACAUCAAUAG
Molecule: messenger RNA, 393 nt
Organism: Aspergillus sclerotioniger CBS 115572
Lineage: Eukaryota; Fungi; Ascomycota; Eurotiomycetes; Eurotiales; Aspergillaceae
Exons: 2
Coding region: 1-393 (130 amino acids)
Source: RefSeq, a predicted model, not a curated record